Messenger RNA from Sordaria macrospora k-hell, 2109 nucleotides. RefSeq lists its product as uncharacterized. The record is from RefSeq and is a predicted model, not a curated record. NCBI's taxonomy places the organism in Eukaryota, Fungi, Ascomycota, Sordariomycetes, Sordariales, Sordariaceae.
AUGCCGCCGCCACCGCCGUGGUUAUCCAAACCUUCGAACUUGGCCUAUCAAACCAGCCACGCGCCAAUGUCGCCGACAAUCAAGGAAGAGCCCGGUGCAGCGGAGCCGCUGUAUGCAAUUGCGCAAGCCGAUCCGAUGCCCGGGAGCGCCAAAAGGAAGACAAGGAGCGACAGCCACUCUGGUUCACCCUCGCAGGACAAGGGCAGAAAGAAAAAAUUGGGAAGAUUGAAUCCAGUGAGGGAGAGAAAGGUGAAAGCAUCAGAAACCUGGCAGUACAUCAAUCGUCUGGUAUCAGCUCCCAUUACAGUACCCGCCUUUCCAAAGACCAUACGCGCAGUCCUUCAACUGCCACGCAAGCGAGACCUACCGGAUGGCUGGAAACAUCGUCUCGCUCUGGAGAAGCCCAGUUUCGCAAAUAUGGCACUACUCAUCAACUACCUCAAUGGCGACGCACCCACGGAUAGUCUCUGCAACUCCUCUGCUGGAAACUGUGCUGGAAAAUGGGAAACGGCUGGCCCUGCCCUUGCCAGUCUAGAAGAAGGAAAGGGAACCAUUUACAAGGACUGCGCAUUUCCCCGUUGUGUUUUCUUCCCUAUUGUCAACGACGAACACCAAUCCAGCAAAAGGAUUUGCUGCAAUGCAUUCUACCGGAGUUCCAACAGCCCUUCCACACCGAACAUUUGGUCGCCACCCAAUCUCGUCCACGGUAUGGCCUCAUUUCUUACAUCUUCUUUGUCUGCCUCUUCAUCUUCCAUAAAGAAGGAGCCCGGAACAGAGGAAUCUCCGAUUGCUCAGCAAAUCAUGAAGACCAACAGUUUCAAAAGAGAGAGGGAAGACGAUGACCCGUCUGAAUCUGGUCCACGCAAGAAGCAAAGACAACAAAACAAUGAGGCCGAUGAGGAAGGCUUCGAGAAGUUGCAGAUAAGGGUCAAAGCAACCGAGACAUGGCAAUAUCUCAAUUGUCUCACCCAUUCUGAACCGAUCGUGCCCAAAAUUUCAAAGGGGCUUGUAAAGCUCCUCGAAACCGAUGGUGCUCGCAAGCGCAACCUCCCCAUUGCCUGGCAACGCAGACUGGCAAUUAAAAGGCCCAGCCGCAGGAUUACGAAAUUGCUUCUUAACUUCCUCACUGGCGACAAUGUGUCAGAUCACUUCGUCCUCUGCAACCUUCCGGGAGCCAAUUGUCGGGAGAAGUGGAUAACGGUCAGCCCAGCCGUCGAGGGCAUGCAGCAAGGAAAACCGGACAUAUACAGGGAGAUUGCCUUUUAUUGCUGUGUUUUGUUCGAAAGCCGUUCCGGCCAGAGAAAGUGCUGCAACGCGGUCUACCGAGGCUUCCACAACCCGCCUAUGCCGGACGUUUGGUCGCCGCCCACUUCCGCACCCGUCUCGGCACCCACUUUGGUCCCCACUCCGGUGUUGUCUCUGGUGUUGUCCCCGGCGCCGUCUUCGUCGUCGUAUUCAUCAUCAUCUUCCUCUUCCUUGUCGGAAUCCUCUUCACCAUCUCCCUCCAGAUCGUCUUCGCCGUACUCUCCGCCACCCGCUACCACCAUGAAUACAGGAAGAGCUCUCCCCGCAAAUUCCUACCCGGGAACUCCUAGUCAUCAGAUCGUCCAAGGAACGCCAGCCCAGUGUCAGACCGGAACCAUCGCCAUCCUCUCGGCACAGCGCAACGUGCCUAAUGACCUCUUCACACCGGGAAGCGGUAAGCCACAUAUUCGCCUCCCCCACUCUUACCACGUGCCCCUUAACGCAACAUCACUGACAACCUCUCAAGGCCCGACCAGUCACGCGCACUCUGACUCAGCAAGCCGGCCCCAGCAGUCUGAGCAAGAUGUUCUUCCUAUCGGUACCGACGGCGCAACUCUGCAAACUCUCGACUUGCCGAACAUGGGCGCUACGGUUCCGCUCCCGAGCAACGGCCAGAACCUCGCAGUCAUCGUUCACGAGGGCAACGUCGAGGUAAUCCUGGAAGAUGUUGCUGCUUUUACCCAGUCGCGUGGUGAUCGCUGGGCCGUGGAAGCGGGAAAGGAGUGCAGAGUGCGGAACCUGCACACGGGAAGCAAGGCUGUGCUUUUCGUCGUUGGAAUACCGGUUCGGAGAAACAACGAGUAG